AUGGCGGGACUGGGAGCGCUCAGCGUCUUGGUGACCGGAGCCAACUGCGGGAUCGGCCUGGAGCUGGUUCGCCAGCUCCUGGGCAGCUCCGACCUGCCGCAGUGGCUCUUCGCCUGCUGCCAGGAUCCGGACGGGGAGCAUGGGCAGAAACUGAGGAAACUGGCUUCCAGCCACCCAAACCUGACGAUAGUGAAGUUGGACACUUGUGACCCCUCCAGCAUCAAAGCUGCUGUAGCCAGAGCCACCGAGCAGUUGAACAGAUCCAGACUGAAUCUUCUAAUAAACAAUGCUGGGAUUGUAAGGCAACACACUUUGGAAUCUGAAACGUCAGAGCGCAUGUCUGAGGUGUACAAGACUAAUGUGAUUGGGCCCAUGAUGGUGACUCAGGCAUUCUUGCCGUUGCUGAGGAAGGCGUCUGAGGACGGCUCACAGAAAGGGAUGAGCUGCAGCAAAGCUGCCAUUGUGAAUAUCUCCAGUUUAUGCGGCUCCAUCACAGAUAUCCUUGCAUGGGAAUUAGGACUUAACAUCAACUAUCGCUGCAGCAAGUUCCCAGGUGGUCACCAAUCCAGGCAAUGA
Messenger RNA from Rhineura floridana, 576 nucleotides. Its product is annotated as estradiol 17-beta-dehydrogenase 2-like. The transcript has a single exon. Bases 1 to 576 code for a protein of 191 amino acids. The record is from RefSeq and is a predicted model, not a curated record. Lineage: Eukaryota; Metazoa; Chordata; Lepidosauria; Squamata; Rhineuridae.